AAUCAAACCGAGCGGUUUUGAGGUUUGCUGUUGCCAAAAAAAAAAGAGUACACAAAAGUCCAUGGAAGGCACGUCGCAAAUUGGUCGUUCAGCCCAUCUACCCAUGGGCUGAGAACCGGCCCUCCCCCUCCAGGGCAUCUCAGGAUUCCGGCCCAAGUCCGACGUUCCGAGCUCUCCAGAAUUCUCUUCCCGUUUCCCCCUUCCACCAGAAGCACAAAGCACAAGGAAGCGAUCCACACACUACACCGAGCCAUCAAACCAACACUUCAUCAGAUCGAACCGAGCCAGAUCGACCGGAGCCGAGAACCGAGGCAACGAGGGAUCGCGCGAGAAAAAUUCAGAGGAAAUCGGCAGCGAUCGAGAGGCCCGGCGAUGUUCUUCUUCUUCGUAGGCGGCGUGGAGCAGGGCGCGGGGCGGGUGCUCAAGGAGGCGGCCGGGCGGUGCGUGCGCUGCGGCGGCGCGGCCGACCUGGUGGAGACCGAGAAGGUGCUCAAGCUCUUCUUCGUCCCCGCGUGGCGGUGGCCGGGCAAGGACCCCGCCUACCUCUGCCGCGACUGCGGCCUCCUCGCGCCGGGGUCCCACGGCGCCGGCGGCGGGGAGCUCCUCCCCCGCGCGGGGGCGGGGCAGUGCGGCGCGUGCAGCCGCGCCGUCGACCCGCAGUUCCGCUUCUGCCCCUUCUGCGGCUCCGCGCUGUGAAGCGCGCCAUGGAUGGAUGCGCGUUGCAGGCCACGGCCCAGAGAGGAACAGAGGUGAUGAUCCUCUCUCUCUCUCUGAACUCUCAAGACAGUAGUAGUACUAGGGUUGUGCAGCAGAGUUGUCAGUUAGCUUCUGGUUCUGCGAAAGUUGUGCUAACCUGUGUGGAUGUAAAUUUGGUGAAAUGUUUGUAAUAAACGAGACCGAUAAAAUUCGUCGCAUCA
This is a messenger RNA of Triticum urartu, 917 nucleotides long. RefSeq names its product zinc-ribbon domain protein. NCBI's taxonomy places the organism in Eukaryota, Viridiplantae, Streptophyta, Magnoliopsida, Poales, Poaceae. The record is from RefSeq and is a predicted model, not a curated record.